AUGCCUGCUAUCAUGUCGGAGACUACCAAGCGGAAAGCGUCGGAGGAGGCGCUCUCCCCGGAUUCCCAGCAGCGGAGCAAGAAGGCGCGCACUGACUCACCCGAGAAGGACCCAAAGAUCGAAGAUGGUUCGAUGGACAAGCCCCCGAUGAGAAUCGUCCCCUUCCCGGAGAAGCCUGCGGUUUUAGAAGAACGUCGCGGGGAAAUCGAGUUUCGCGUGGUCAACAACGAUGGCUCGCGGGAUAGCUUCGUGGUCUUGACCGGACUGAAGUGCAUUUUCCAGAAGCAGCUCCCGAAAAUGCCCAAGGACUAUAUUGCGCGAUUGGUCUACGAUAGAUCGCAUCUGUCUAUAGCCAUUGUCAAGCAUCCCUUGGAGGUCGUCGGGGGGAUCACAUACCGGCCGUUCAAUAGUCGCAGAUUCGCCGAGAUCGUCUUCUGUGCUAUCUCUUCCGACCAACAAGUCAAGGGAUAUGGCGCGCAUCUGAUGUCACAUCUGAAGGAUUACGUCAAGGCGACAUCGGACAUCAUGCAUUUCCUCACCUACGCCGAUAACUACGCCAUCGGGUACUUCAAGAAGCAGGGCUUUACGAAGGAGAUCACGCUCGAUAAGUCUGUAUGGAUGGGAUAUAUCAAAGAUUACGAGGGAGGUACUAUCAUGCAGUGCACUAUGCUUCCUACGAUACGGUACCUCGAGAUUGGUCGCAUGCUUCUAAAGCAAAAGGAGGCGGUUCAUGCGAAGAUCCGCGCCUUCAGUCGAUCACAUAUUAUACAUGCGCCACCCAAGGAGUGGAAGAAUGGGUCGUGUAAGAUCGAACCGCUGAACAUCCCGGCCAUCAAGGAAUCGGGAUGGUCACCGGACAUGGAUGAAUUGGCGCGACAACCACGCCACGGACCAAACUACAACCAACUAUUACACCUUCUCAACGACAUGCAGAACCACAGUGCGGCGUGGCCUUUCACCCAGCCAGUCAACCGCGACGAGGUGCCCGAUUACUAUGAAGUUAUCAAAGAGCCGAUGGACCUGUCGACUAUGGAAGAGAAACACGAGAAGGACAUGUACCCAACACCACAAGACUUCACCAAAGAUGCCAUGUUGAUUUUCGAUAACUGCCGGAGAUACAACAACGAGAACACGCCCUAUGCAAAGAGUGCUAACAAACUCGAGAAGUUUAUGUGGCAGCAGAUACGAAAUAUUCCCGAGUGGUCGUGA
Aspergillus heteromorphus CBS 117.55 is the source of this 1209-nucleotide messenger RNA. RefSeq names its product histone acetyltransferase GCN5 (gene gcnE). Lineage: Eukaryota; Fungi; Ascomycota; Eurotiomycetes; Eurotiales; Aspergillaceae. Gene Ontology annotation, cellular component: histone acetyltransferase complex. The transcript is spliced from 7 exons. Gene Ontology annotation, biological process: chromatin remodeling; positive regulation of transcription by RNA polymerase II. The coding region runs from base 1 to 1209 and encodes 402 amino acids. Gene Ontology annotation, molecular function: histone H3 acetyltransferase activity; protein binding. The record is from RefSeq and is a predicted model, not a curated record.